GGGUUCGAGCACGGCAGUGGGAUGUGCGUUUGUGAAUGUUCAAAGGUUGCCUUCAUAUGUGCCUGUUAUUCUCUGUUCCUCAGCAGUACAUACACCGCCUGGAACACAGUGACUUCAGAGGGACUCACAUCUUUGUCGUAGCUUUCCCCAAAAAAAACGACAGAUGGCACAGCAGGAAUACAAGCUUCUCAGCGAGUUCUUGUUCACGUACAAGGGAUGCGUCUACCCUGUUGACGACACUCUGGAUCUCACUCCGGAAUACCUCGACAGCUUGGAACACUUUGAGAUCAGAGACAGUGACCUUUACGUCAUCACUUUCCCGAAAUCUGGUACAGUGUGGACCCAGCGCAUUGUUACCUUGCUGUAUGAAAACGAUUUCCCAGACAGUGUGGACACGACCACGUACGAGCGCAUGCCCUGGCUGGAGUUCCUGGUGAAAGGCAUGGACUACCCCACGCGCCCAUCACCCAGGCUGUUCUGCUCUCAUCUGCAGGAGCACCUGGUCCCCAGGGGGCUGCGGGAGAAGAAGGGCAAAGUCAUCUAUGUCACCAGGAACCCCAAAGAUGUCCUCAUUUCUUACUUUCAUUUCUCACAUUUCAUGCGCAAACUGGAGAAACACAAAAACUUGGACGAAAUGCUGGAUAAAUAUAUCUCUGGUUGGACUAUUGGUGGCAGCUGGUUUGACCACGUCAAGGGAUGGUACAACAACAGAGACAAGUACAACAUCCUCUUUCUAAGCUAUGAAGAAAUGAUCAAGGAUCUGAGAUCUGUCGUUGUGAAGAUCAGCGAGUUUGUGGGGAAGAAUGUGUCUGAUGCAGCAGUUGAUAAAAUAGUGGAGCAAGUCACCUUUAAGAAGAUGAAGGUCGAUCCUUUGGCAAACUAUGAAUUUCUGCCGGAAGAUGUUAAGGACAAAGAGAAGGGAAAAUUUCUACGCAAAGGAACAGUUGGGGACUGGAAGAACUCCCUUACUGUGGCUCAGAGUGAACGCUUCGACAGAGUCUUCCAGGAGAGAAUGAAGGACUUCCCUCUGACCUUCGCCUGGGACAUCAGCGAGCUUCAUGGUUGAUGGCUCUGUUUCAAGUGUCAUCUGCAGAAUUUACAGAAUAUAUAUAUCUGUAUUGCGUAGUUGCUCGCUGUGUUGCACUCAGUCACUUAAGAAAGCAUUCUUUAAUUAAUUAGAUAGAAUAGAAUGAGUGUAUAUUGCAGAAGAAGGUUUUAACGAACAAAAGAAAUUCCAUAAUUCUAGCGUUCAUUGUGGUACACAAUUUUUUACUGUUAAAUAUAAUGCUGCAAAUAUUAUAUUCAGUGGUAUGCAUAUUGUUUAAAACCAAAUAAAAGGCAUGGUCCUCACAUGUGAUCUGUAAA
Molecule: messenger RNA, 1365 nt
Organism: Anguilla anguilla (European eel)
Lineage: Eukaryota; Metazoa; Chordata; Actinopteri; Anguilliformes; Anguillidae
Product: amine sulfotransferase-like
Exons: 7
Coding region: 164-1066 (300 amino acids)
Biological process (GO): sulfation
Cellular component (GO): cytoplasm
Molecular function (GO): sulfotransferase activity
Source: RefSeq, a predicted model, not a curated record